Messenger RNA from Python bivittatus (Burmese python), 869 nucleotides. Lineage: Eukaryota; Metazoa; Chordata; Lepidosauria; Squamata; Pythonidae. The record is from RefSeq and is a predicted model, not a curated record.
AUGACUAGCUUACUCAUCAUGACAAGCACACUCACAACCCAGACAAUACCAUUUGGCAGUGACUCAGAGAAGACAGGACAAAGAAUAGGAAUUGGCAGUGAGGACAACAAACUGUAUGGCAGCAUAGGUUUGUGCCAGCCUAAGGGUCUGUCAAAAUCCUUGGGGCUGAUUGAAGGCUACGGUGGUCGUGGCAAAGGUGGCUUGCCUGCCACACUUUCUCCAGAGGAGGAAGAGAAAGCCAAGGGACCCCAUGAGAAAUAUGGCUACAAUUCCUAUCUCAGUGAGAAAAUAUCACUGGACCGCACCAUACCAGAUUAUCGUCCAACUAAGUGUAAAGAGCUUAAAUAUGCAAAGGAUCUCCCACAGCUUUCUAUUAUUUUUAUCUUUGUCAACGAGGCACUUUCAGUCAUCCUGCGUUCGGUGCACAGUGCAGUAAAUCACACUCCAGCUCACCUUUUGAAGGAGAUCAUCCUUGUAGAUGACAACAGCGAUGAAGAAGAACUGAAAGGACCACUGGAAGAGUAUGUCAACAAGCGAUAUCCGGGCCUGGUGAAGGUAGUCCGCAACCAGAAGAGAGAAGGCCUGAUCCGAGCUCGCAUUGAAGGCUGGAAAGUAGCAACAGGGCAGAUCACGGGCUUCUUUGAUGCACAUGUGGAGUUCACCGCAGGCUGGGCAGAGCCGGUCCUCUCGAGAAUCCAGGAGAACCGGAAAAGAGUCAUCCUCCCGUCAAUUGACAACAUCAAGCAGGAUACCUUUGAGGUCCAGCGCUAUGAAAAUUCAGCCCAUGGGUACAGCUGGGAGCUGUGGUGCAUGUACAUUAGUCCACCAAAGGAUUGGUGGGAUGCAGGAGACCCUUCCUUACCUAUCAG